Hipposideros armiger (great roundleaf bat) is the source of this 1843-nucleotide messenger RNA. It is a transcript of the gene DDB2, whose product is annotated as damage specific DNA binding protein 2. Bases 197 to 1480 code for a protein of 427 amino acids. The record is from RefSeq and is a predicted model, not a curated record. Gene Ontology annotation, molecular function: damaged DNA binding; protein binding. The transcript is spliced from 11 exons. Gene Ontology annotation, biological process: DNA repair; response to UV. Gene Ontology annotation, cellular component: Cul4-RING E3 ubiquitin ligase complex; nucleus. Lineage: Eukaryota; Metazoa; Chordata; Mammalia; Chiroptera; Hipposideridae.
CUGGCAACGCCGCGUCUGAAGAGGCUUCAAAUGGGGCGACCUGGCACUGGCUGCCAUCUUUAUUUCUGGCAAGUCGGCUGACUUUGGACGGGAUCAGGGCCAACACCUGGGUACUAUCCCGUUUCUCUAGGGAGGCCGUGAGCCCCACCCCUCACACGUUUCCCAGGGUAUAGAACCGCUUCGCACGGAGGACGUGAUGGCUCCCAAGAAGCGCCCAGAAACCCGGAAGACCCUCGAGGUGGUUGUGCGCCCCAAGAGCAACAGGAGCAGAAGCCCCCGGGAGCUGGAGCCCGAGGCCAAGAAGCUCAAUGUGAAGGGCCCCGGUUCUAGCAGAAGAUUUGACUCAGGCUGCCUUUGGGUAGAGUUGGCUGGCCUGCGGGUCCCGCCACCGUGCAGGGGCAUCGUCAGGGCCCUCCAUCACCAUAAGCUGGGCAGAGGUGCUUGGCCAUCACUACAGCAGUGUCUCCAGCAGUCCUUUUUGCACUCGCUGGCUUCUUACCGGAUAUUCCAUAAGGCUGCCCCAUUUGACAGAAGGGCUACAUCCUUGGCAUGGCACCCAACUCACCCCAGCACCCUGGCUGUGGGUUCCAAAGGGGGAGAUAUCAUUCUCUGGAACUUUGGCAUAAAGGACAAACCUACCUUCAUUGAAGGGAUUGGAGCUGGAGGGAGCAUCACUGGGCUGAAGUUUAACCCUCUCAAUACCAACCAGUUUUUCGCCUCGUCCGUGGAGGGAACAACGAGGCUGCAAGACUUUCAAGGCAACACUCUCCAAGUUCUCACCAGCUACAAUACCUGCAACUUCUGGUUUUGCAGCCUGGAUGUGUCUGCCAAAAGCCGAGUGGUGGUCACAGGGGACAAUGUGGGGCACGUGAUCCUGCUGAACAUGGACGGCAAGGAGCUUUGGAAUCUGAGAAUGCACAAAAAGAAAGUGACCCAUGUGGCCCUAAAUCCAUGCUGUGAUUGGCUCCUGGCCACAGCCUCCGUCGAUCAAACAGUGAAAAUCUGGGACCUGCGCCAGGUGAAAGGGAAAUCCAGCUUCCUCUACUCACUGCCGCACAAGCACCCUGUCAAUGCAGCUCAUUUCAGUCCUGAUGGAGCCCAGCUGCUGACCACUGACCAGAAGAGUGAGAUCCGGGUUUACUCUGCCUCCCAGUGGGACUGCCCCCCGAGCCUGAUCCCACACCCUCACCGCCACUUCCAGCACUUGACGCCCAUCAAGGCAGCCUGGCACCCUCGGUACAACCUCAUUGUUGUGGGCAGAUACCCAGAUCCUAAUUUCAAAAGCUGUAACCCCUAUGAAUUAAGGACAAUCGAUGUGUUUGAUGGAAGCUCAGGGAAGUUGAUGCAUCAGCUCUAUGACCCAGAAUCUUCUGGUAUCAUUUCGCUCAAUGAGUUCAAUCCUAUGGGGGACACGCUGGCCUCUGUGAUGGGUUAUCACAUUCUCAUUUGGAGCCAGGAGGAAGCUGUAAUGCGGAAAUGAGAGACAUGAAUGAAGGUGUGGGCCAAGCAAGGGCUCGGAGCCACAUGAGGACAAGUCCUGUGAGAAGAGGCGGCUGUGUGUUAAAGGGUCAAAGGUAUCCAAGUCUUAGGGCUGGAGCAGGGAUGCUGUGGCAUGGGAUACUGUGGGGCUGGGACGUUGGUAUGUAUUGCUCUGGACUUAGCUCCAGAAAGUUCCCCAGAGUUGGCGACUCAGCUGCUCCAAGGGUCCCUGCUGUAUCUAGCUUGGAGCCAAGCUUUUCUCGGAGCCAAGGUACUUUUCUCCUCUCUGACGUGUGGUGGCAGUGUGAUCAGGUGGUGGUUUUUGAUUUGUACUCACUAUGGACAUGGCCAAUAAAACCAUAUC